UUGGCUGGCAAUGACCUGAACACUGAGCAAAACCUGAAAAAGUUCAAAUCUGACCUACAGUUUUACAGCUCAACUCAUGACAAUAAAGGUGUUUGUUGUCACCUGAAAGGGGGAGGAGCCUAAGGUGUUGGUGGUUUCAAACAGACCUGGAGCUCAGGGUCUGAAGAGAGCAGCGCUGGCCGGCAUCCAGACCAGGGUUGUGGAUCACAAGCUGUAUGGCAGCAGAGCUGAGUUUGAUGCCACCAUUGACCUUCUCCUUAAAGAGUUUGGAGUGGAACUGGUCUGCCUUGCUGGUUUCAUGAGGAUCCUGACUGGGAUCUUUGUGAAAAAAUGGCAUGGGAGGCUCCUCAACAUUCAUCCCUCCCUGCUGCCUUCAUUCAAAGGGGUCAAUGCCCAGCAACAGGCUCUCCAGGCCAGAGUGCUGAUAACUGGGUGCACCGUCCACUUUGUAGCUGAAGAGGUUGAUGCAGGCGCCGUCGUGGUCCAGGAAGCCGUUCCGGUGUUGGUUGGAGACACAGAGGAAAGUCUGUCAGCCAGAAUCAGGGAGGCCGAGCACAAAGCGUUCCCUAAAGCUCUGGAGCUGGUGGCCAGUGGAGCGGUGCAACUGGGACCAGAUGGAAACAUAGUCUGGAAGCAAGAGCGUUGAAAUGUCUCUACUAAUGCAUGUCUGACUAAUGAUCAGAAACCAUAGUUUACAAUAAAGUACAUCACUGUCAAUUGUA
This is a messenger RNA of Xiphophorus couchianus (Monterrey platyfish), 722 nucleotides long. Its product is annotated as trifunctional purine biosynthetic protein adenosine-3-like. The transcript has 4 exons. Gene Ontology annotation, biological process: 'de novo' IMP biosynthetic process. Gene Ontology annotation, cellular component: cytoplasm; cytosol. The record is from RefSeq and is a predicted model, not a curated record. The coding region runs from base 299 to 646 and encodes 115 amino acids. Gene Ontology annotation, molecular function: phosphoribosylglycinamide formyltransferase activity. NCBI's taxonomy places the organism in Eukaryota, Metazoa, Chordata, Actinopteri, Cyprinodontiformes, Poeciliidae.